GCUGCACUAUCGCGAGUUUAUUCCGCAGGUCUCGCGGUACAGCAGGCGGCAUCUGGCGGUUCCAAGCGCUACUAGCUCGCGCGGCGUCUCUCGGGGAGUGGCGCUGGCUGUCUGUAGUCCAUCAUCAGCAGGCGAAGCAGCAGCGACUAGUGGGGGAGUAGCGAGCGAGCAGUAGUAGCCUGCGCCGUCGCGAAUCUUGCGUGACUCUCCGCAUCAUUCACCUAUAACCUCCAAGCAGCGAGAUCAUCGUCAUUGGUAUAUCGAAAAUCGAACGUCUUAAAUUAAGGUAGCGAGAUGACGCUGGCAUUCGUUGACGCCGCCCCCGCAGAGUUGUGCAACGAAGACAAUAGGCGUUAGCUUCUGCUACGAGAAGUAGAAAGAGAGACGAUUUCGGACCUCUAACAUAGCAGCAGCAGCGUCACGGCCAUAGAUUAGCGAGUCGCGAGAGAGUCUCGCGGUAGUGGCGCUAAUAACCUCCGAGAGCAGUAGUUGACAGUGUACGCCGAACGGACGGGACGAGAAGAGCCGCCGCCGCCGCCGCCGCCGCGCAUGCAGUGUUUGUUUGCGCGCGGGCACAACAACGCUCUAUUGAAGGUUAGGUCGACGCCGCGGAGGAAUAAGUGCACGAUAUCCUGGCGGAGAGAAUCGCGCGUUAUCACGCGCGAAAAGGAUAGUCUCCUAACAGCUACCGCAUUCGGCGUAGUCUCUUUCUCUCUCUCUCUCUCUCUCUCUUGCUUCGUGUAGUCGGGCGGCCCGUGUGUGUCGCUGCUGGUCCCCCCCCCCCUCCGCGCAGUCGGCCAUUGGGGAUAGUGUCUUUGUGUGUGUGUCGCGACUUUUUUUUCCGAAUCUCGGAGACUGGCGCGGCAUCGGGCAAAGAGAGGCUAGAAUCUUCCCUCCUCUCUCGGCGCGUUUUGCGGGCUAUUUGAAAAAACUUCCCAAUCGUGCGCAGCCUCUCUCUCUCUCUCACUCUCACACACGCUCUUUCUCUGUCCCAGAGUUUACACACGCACACGUCGGCUAUAGCUGUACACAAAGAGAGACACACGGCAUAAACGAGAGCUCGAGCCGCUGGGCAUGGGACUGACGGCGGAGUCUGCUGUAGCUCCGCGGUGUUAGUGUGUUGCCCCCAGUGCGUUGGGUAAAAUGAUGUGAUCGACAAUCAUCAUGGCGGCACCCAUGCUCAAGUGGAAGCGCAUCAACAACCCGACGGGGCCUCAGCCCAGGCCCCGGCACGGGCACCGAGCCGUUGCCAUCAAGGACCUCAUGGUCGUCUUCGGUGGCGGCAACGAGGGCAUCGUCGACGAACUCCACGUCUACAACACGGCAACGAACCAGUGGUUUGUCCCGUCAACCAAAGGAGAUAUUCCCCCAGGAUGCGCCGCCUACGGAUUCGUCGUGGACGGAACGAGGAUUCUGGUCUUUGGUGGAAUGGUAGAGUACGGAAAGUACUCCAAUGAACUCUAUGAACUGCAAGCCAGCAGGUGGGAGUGGAAGAGACUCAAGCCCAGGCCUCCCAAGCACGAACCACCACCUUGCCCCAGACUGGGACACAGCUUUACCCUCAUAGGAAACAAGGUGUUCCUCUUUGGAGGACUGGCCAAUGAUAGCGAUGACCCUAAGAAUAACAUACCCCGAUAUCUCAAUGACCUCUACACUCUUGAGCUGUUACCCAAUGGAGCAACUGCUUGGGAGGUUCCACAAACUCAUGGACAUGCUCCUCCCCCAAGGGAAUCACACACAGGUGUGGCAUACACGGAUAGAACAACAGGGAAGUCAUGCCUGGUCAUUUAUGGUGGCAUGAGUGGCUGCCGUUUGGGAGAUUUGUGGUUCCUGGAUGUGGACACCAUGACUUGGAACAAGCCUGUGGUGCAUGGACCCACUCCCCUGCCACGUUCCCUGCAUACUGCUACUCUAAUUGGACACAGGAUGUACGUUUUUGGAGGCUGGGUACCUCUGGUUGUGGAUGAUGUCAAAGUAGCUACCCAUGAGAAGGAAUGGAAGUGCACCAGCACUCUAGCUUGUUUAAAUUUAGAAACGCUGACUUGGGAGCAGCUGACAGUCGAUUCUCUCGAAGAGAACGUACCACGAGCUCGCGCCGGCCACUGUGCGGUCGGCGUCCACAGUCGGCUGUACGUGUGGUCCGGUCGCGAUGGAUAUCGUAAAGCAUGGAACAACCAGGUUUGCUGUAAGGAUCUCUGGUACUUGGAGGUCAGCAAACCACCAGCACCGUCUCGCGUUCAGCUAACAAAGGCCUCGACACAAUCGCUCGAAGUUAGCUGGACUCCCACGCCCUCUGCUCAGUACUACAUACUACAGAUCCAGAAAUUCGACAUGCCGCCUGCCAGCACUAGUAGCUUCCCCGCGUCGACAGCUUCGUCCGCGCCCGCGAAUACCACCGCGGCAAGCACGCCGGCUCUGCCAAGCAUCACCUCUAGCGCGAUGCAACCCACCCCAAGCAGCAACGCUUCUGCUGCUGCUGCUCCUGUAUCCACCCCCGCUAGACCAGCUGCUGCCGCUACUCCGGCACCAAUUCGUGUACAAAGCUCCAAUCAGAAGAUCCUAACUUUGCAACCUUCCGCCACUACGGCUGCUACUGCGGCUGCUGCUGCUUCCACCGCCGCGAUUACCGCUAGCAGCGCUAAUAAACAGAUCGUGACUAGCGCAUCGGCAGCCAUGAUUCAACGUACUGGCAACGUUAUUAGAAUCCAGCAGCCUACUGUGGUCACCAGCGUUGCAGCAGGUACACUGGUAGCCGCGGCUGCGACGACGAGCAGCACGCCUACGACAACGAUCGCCUCAUCUGCGGUCACGACGACCACUACCUCGACCCAGCAGCCCGCUGCCAUGUCCGCCAUGAAUGUCCUUGCAUCUGCUGCGAUGACCCACAAGAUUAGCAUGAACAACGUGCCUGUUAUCCCGGUGCAAGGUACUACCACGACCGCUCCUAUUAGAAUGAAGAGUGUCCAAACAGGCCAGCAGAUUCGCUUCGCGGCUCCUGGUGCAACGGUGCUGAGAGCUGCCUCACCCCAACAGGGUAAGCAAAUCAUUUUGCAAAAACCAGGUCAGAACAUUUCCGGCCAGCCGCAGAUCGUGCAUCUCGUUAAGACGCAGCAUGGUGGCAUGGUGGCUAUGCCUAAAGUCAGCCUUGUACCCGGUCAGAAGAUCCCAACCACUGGCGCGAAACCAUUAAACCAGGGCACUUUUCUGCGCUUGGUCAACCCAAAUGCAGUUGGAGGUUCCAAGAUCCUUACGACGAUGAAAGCAUCGAAUCUUGUCACCAUGAGUAAGGGUCAGAGUAUCGCGGGCAAGCAGACCAUCAUGAUAACGAAACCAGGUGGUAAUGGCGGACUCGUCGGUCGAUCCAAUCAGAUCAUUGUUGUCACCACCGGUUCUGGCUUGAGAACCGUCCAGGCUGUAACGACGUCGCAAGCCGGUUCCGGUCAAAGCAAUACCUUGGCAACGAAUCCCGUCAAUGUUCUGCCGCUUUCUGCAACGAAUCAUGUGACCAAUCAGCAGGGUGUGAAGAUGAUCAUGGUAUCGUCGAGCGCUAUGGCUGGUGGUACCGCUGGUAAACCUCUGACAAUAACGAUGCCUGGUCAGGGCGGCAAAACCGUAACGAUCGCGACCAAGACUGGAGCGCCCGGAGCUAUACUGCACAAAAACCAACUGGUAGCCAUGCCACAGAUGCAGAAGGUCGGCGCUGAGGGGGUCGGCAAGCCCGUUACACUGCAAAUGCAGGGCGGUGGCACCAAGACCGUAACUCUCGUGCCCACUAGCAGCUCCAUCGUAAGCAGCUCGGGAAAUGUCGCGGAGGCGAUUGACACCAGCAAGAUGCUGAUCGUCUCACCGCAGAAGCAGCCAUCGGCAACUUUGGCCACCACUUCUGACGGUCCUGCUACAACCGAUGCUGCUUUGGCGGCCUUAGCAGCGGAAGCUGGGCUGAUUGACCCCGUUCAGGAAUCUUCUGGAGGUUUGUUCAUGAUGGCCUGUGACGAUUCGAAAUCUCAAGAGAGUUGCAACGGCAAUCAAGACGCAGCCGCUGCAGCCACGGCGAGUCUCGUUGAACCAAUGCAAGUCGACGGAGAAGGCAAUCUCGUGAUUCCUCAGGUUGAUGGUCCGGGCGAUCUGAUCUUUUCGGAGGAUGAGAGCGAAACAACGACGCAGGAGGAGGAAGAGCCAGCAAACGCUGAUGUUGAGCAGUCGUCGGAGUCUGCUGCUCAGGAAAUGGAGCAAGACGUUGAUCAGGGUAUGGCUGCUAUCACCGGUGACACCGACGAGCCUGCAGAAGAGCCAGCGACCAUAGAACGAAGCCAGUCUUCAGAAUCUAUGAACGUUGAAGCUAUCCUGUCGGGCAACGAUGGAACCGAGCAGCAGCAAGAAAGUUUGCAAGAACCCGAAAAAGAUGCAGAAUCUACGAGUCAAGAGGAGGCGGUGACGGCGGCGGAACCCACCGAAGCAACACCAGCUGAAGCUGCUGAAGCUGAAGCGAGCGAAGCGACUGCUGAAGCCGAGGAUGAAUCGAUGCCAAGUAAAGCCGAAGAUGAUGCUACUGUCGAACAGCAGAAAGAUGAGGAUAAUCAAAAAGAGGAAAAGGUUGUAGAUACCGAGGCGGAUCAAGCUGAAAGCGAACUGAUGGCCGUUGACCCCAGUCCUGCAGAGGAAGAAGAAAAAGAGUCUGCUGAACCAGCAACUGAAGCUUCGUCUGAAGCCCCAGUCAGCGAAGAGCCGCCUGAGCAAGCAUCGGAGGAAUCAAAUGCGCCAGAGGGUGAGACCCAGCCAAUUCAAGAUUCUGAUGCAACAGCAGUAAAGGAGGCGGAGAAAGUUUCUGAAACUUCAAACGACAAGGUCGAGGAGAAUAAGGACGAAAGCGAACCUAUGAACGUCGAACCAGAGGUUGAGCAACCCGAUGCAGCAGCCUCGGAACCGGCAGUGGAACCGGCAGCAACGCCAACUCCUGCAGCGGAUGUUGCCCCAGUAGAUACUAAUGUCAAUUCGCAAGAGCCAGAGAGCGAGCCCCCGAUACCACCUAUCAAAGAAGAAGACUUAGGACUUGAUGAACCGAUGGAGGAAAGUAGCGCACCGCUUACAACUGCUCCUGUGACUACUGCAAAUGGCAAUGUAGCGGUAAAGAAACAAUUAAAAAUUGAAAAACCCGUAGCGAAAGCAGAGUUAAAAACUCAAGCACCUGUGGCUCCGACUGAGUCCAAUAAAAUAAAACAAGAGAAGAGCGAAGAUUCGACUGGUGGUGAUUCAAUGGCUCUAGCUACACUAGCGACCGCUGCUUUGGGAUCCACCGAGCCAGCUAUUGAACCAAAAACGGUACCCCCAACGAAUGUUGCACACAUCACAAAAGAACCGCCUAAAGUAAAGGAAAAGAAAGCAGUCGAGUGGUAUGACGUAGGAAUAAUAAAGGGUCACAAUUUUACCGUUCAACACUACUAUCUUCCCGGCGAUGAGCCUCUAGAUAUAACGCAAGCGCUAACUGCUGAUUUAUUCAAGGGUAGAACAAAAAUUUCUUUAGAACCUGGAACUGCUUACAAAUUUCGAGUAGCUGCCGUGAAUAGCUGUGGUCAGAGUCCGUGGAGUGAAGUGUCAGCUUUUAAAACAUGUCUUCCUGGAUUCCCCGGUCCUCCAAGUGCUAUUAAGAUCUUAAAAUCUGCCGAGGGUGCUCAACUUUCUUGGGAACCGCCAUCCAGUAAUUCAGGACCUAUUUUAGAGUAUUCGGUCUACUUGGUUGUGCGAAGUGCUAGUGCCAUGUCAGAGAACACUGGAGAAGUGACAUCAACAACGCCAGCGCAACCGUCGUUUAUUAGAGUUUAUUGUGGUCCUACUAAUGCGUGUUCUGUACCCAACAAAUCGCUGAGUGCAGCGCAUGUAGAUACUACAACCAAGCCUGCUAUUAUCUUUAGAAUAUCUGCACGUAAUGACAAAGGUUAUGGACCUGCUACUCAAGUGAGGUGGCUGCAAGAUCCUACAACCGCGGUUAAAAACAAUAUGCAAGUGAAGAGGCCCGUUGCUGAUGUUAGGUCGCAAGCUAACUCGCCUCAAAAGAAAGUGAAAGCAGAAACGACGAACGAUAACUUUUCGUGAGCUACUUACUUUAUAUGAAUUUAUGAAGCGCGCCAUUUGUAAUUUAAUUUCUGCUGAAUGCGCUGCCGAACAACGACAACGACUGGGUGUUUGCUUGAUCAUGCGAUCAAGUAAGCAAGAGGAUCAAACAGUUUUGUGUAGCGUUCAGUGCAGACUGGAUUAGACGUCUAGAUGCUCAGUACGAGCAAAAUGUAAUGGGGCACACAAGUCACUUUUAAUAUCUUGAAGCUAGACAACUUGAUCAAGAAAAAUAUUAUAUAUAUAUAUAUACAUAUUACAUUUAAAUUUAUGCGCAAGAAAAUCGAGCUUCAAGAGACAUUAAAAAACCCGUACUUCUGGCUUUAAAUUAAUUUUUUUUCUCUUUUUUUUUUUUUUUUAAUAAACGAUCUGUGUCUCCUAAUUAGGUUAUUAUACUUGAGAAUUACAAGAGCACUGAGCAUUUACAUGUAAUAAGAGGCAAGCGUCAAAACAUUAAUAAAUAAAAAGGUAAUUAUUUCGUGUUUAAUAAAUUUACAAAAAUUGUAGCCGUCGAUUUGUGUCUAAAAAAAAUUCUUAUGAAUUCUUAAUUGUCUUGUUACAUGAUAAUUUUGAACAUCACUAGAACAUUACAUUUUUUCUAUAAAUAUUAUUAUCAUUAUGUUACAAAAAUUGAAUUUUUCUUAAUGGUAUUGUUUAGUGAGUACAUAAAUAAAAAUAUAUUAGAAAUUUUUAAAUUAUGCAAUAUCCAUUGUACAUUAAAAAAAUAUUAGUGAAAUCUGACGUUUCGGUACGUUUAAACAAACGGGAUUGAAUAACCAAGAUUUUAAAAUCAUUUGGUAAUUUUUUUUACUGAUUCGUCCAGUCAAAAGCCCACAUACUCGUGAGAAAUGGCGUUAUAUCAAGGAUAGGGAUGGAUAUUUGAUUUCAAAUGACCAAUUUUUAAAUUAAAUCCCAUGCAUAUGUAAAUAAUAAAUAGGGUUAAAUGGUUCAUCAUUAUUUUUUUUUUCUUUCUUUAAGAUUACGAUGAUAAAUGAAAAAGCUUACAUCUCUUGCUAGAAUGCAUUUUGUAUAAAAAAACUUGGGAUUUGAAAUAUUGGUAUAAAAAUUUUAUAUGUAUAUCAAGUAUAUGUUCUAUUUUAAACAAAAUAAGCAUAAUAAAUAUCGUUAAAAUUCAUUGUAAGUUUGACGAGUGCAUAGAUGAAACAGUCAAAAUAAAGUAAAACUUGAAAUAAAACAUUGGCAUCAAUCUAUGGUAAUGAUUGACAGUAGAAUAGUGUCAACAUUAUACCUACUAUAAUAGAAAAUCGUGCACUGAUAAUUGUAAUAUGCUAGCGAUAGCGCAGCAAGGUAAAUAUUAAAUUUAUCAUAUAUUUUAUUUUUGUUUCUGACUAUAGGUUAUUAACAUUUCACAUUAGUAAACUCAAUCGUAAGGCUCGCUAUGGGCGGGGGGAUAGUGUAGGCGACGAAAAUCUCAGUGAACAUAACUUCCCAUCUAGCGAAUUUAUAUUAUGUAGUUAAGUUCAAAAAUAAAUAAUCUAAAAUGGCCA
Molecule: messenger RNA, 7616 nt
Organism: Nasonia vitripennis (jewel wasp)
Lineage: Eukaryota; Metazoa; Arthropoda; Insecta; Hymenoptera; Pteromalidae
Gene: Hcf
Product: host cell factor
Exons: 7
Coding region: 1165-6090 (1641 amino acids)
Biological process (GO): chromatin remodeling; regulation of DNA-templated transcription
Cellular component (GO): histone methyltransferase complex
Molecular function (GO): protein binding; transcription coactivator activity
Source: RefSeq, a predicted model, not a curated record